CCUAUACGCGAAAGAAAGUAUUUUAUUGACCGGAAAAUAAAAGCAGAGUUUAUUCAAUUAUUUGCAAUUUGGAAAAAUCGAGUUUGUGCAUUAAAAAGCAAUUGAUAUGAGCAAUUAUCGUGGCAUUGGAGGCGGUGGCUAUCCAUAUAAAUCAUCCACAAAUCGUGGUGGGACUUCGAUGAAUGCUGUACCGCCACCCUCCUCACUAAACCACAAAGGCUAUCAAAAGGGUAGCAAUAGAGUCGUCAAUAACGCUUCAGGUACUUCAAAGUACGGUUAUUCAACUUUGGAAUCUAUUAGUCAAUAUUCCAAUACCCAAAAUUACUUAGGCAAGCGUAAAGCUUGCACUGAGGAUGAGUAUUUUGAUGAUGAUGAUGAGCAAGUGCCGGAGCAAGCUUAUAUACCAGCACCGGGCUCACCAGGGCCGCAGCCUCGCCGAAAGCAAGAAAAUAACGAUUCUGAUGAUGAUCCUUUAGAUCAAUUUAUGGCUGGCAUUGAACAGCAAGUAGAAAAAGAGAAAGCUAGGCGUGACCAGUGUGUUACGGUAAGUAUUUCAAGUAGCACCACUCCAGUCCAGUCAUCGGUAGUCAAUUCAAAGGGUGUGCGAGGUGAUAUUGACGAAGAAGACGAUGAGGAAAGCUACUACCGUUACAUGGAGGAAAACCCCAAUGCCGGCUUAAGAGAUGAUGGUUCCGAUAUUGAAAUUGAUUACGAUGAAGAUGGCAAUCCUAUUGCUCCUCCCAAAAAGAAGGAUAUAGAUCCUUUGCCAUCAAUUUAUCAUUCUGAAAUUGACUAUGAUCCUUUUGAGAAGAAUUUUUAUACCCCACAUGAAGAUAUUUUCGGUUUAAGCGAAGAAAAGGUGCGAGAUUUGCGUAAAACUUUAGGUGUUAAAGUGACUGGACCCGAACCGCCUAAACCGGUUACGUCAUUUGGCCAUUUUGGCUUCGAUGAAAGUCUUAUGAAAGCUAUACGAAAAGCUGAAUACACGCAGCCCACACCAAUUCAGGCGCAAGCUAUACCAGCCGCCUUAGGGGGAAGAGAUAUAAUCGGUAUUGCUAAAACGGGUUCUGGCAAAACGGCUGCAUUUAUCUGGCCGAUGUUGGUGCACAUAAUGGAUCAACGAGAACUGAAUGCUGGUGACGGGCCCAUAGGCUUGAUUUUGGCACCAACGCGAGAAUUAUCGCUGCAAAUCUAUAAUGAAGCCAAAAAGUUCGGCAAAGUGUACAACAUUAACGUAGUCUGUUGUUAUGGAGGCGGUUCCAAAUGGGAACAAAGUAAGGCAUUAGAGCAAGGAGCUGAGAUUGUUGUAGCCACACCUGGGCGUAUGAUUGAUAUGGUUAAGAUGAAGGCUACCAAUUUAAGAAGGGUCACAUUCUUAGUAUUAGAUGAGGCCGAUCGCAUGUUUCAUAUGGGAUUCGAACCCCAGGUGCGUUCUAUUUGCAAUCAUGUCAGACCAGAUCGUCAAACCCUUCUUUUCUCGGCUACCUUCAAGAAACGCAUUGAACGGUUAGCCCGCGAUGUACUGACCGAUCCAGUUCGUAUAGUUCAAGGUGAUCUCAACGAAGCAAACCAAGACAUUACACAGCAUGUGUUUUUAUUCCCAAAUCCUAUGCAAAAAUGGAAUUGGUUGCUUUUGAAUUUGGUGCGGUUCCUUUCUGAAGGUAGUGUGUUGGUAUUUGUUACCAAAAAGGUCGAUGCUGAAACGGUAGCAAACAAUUUGCUUGCUAAAGAAUACAGUUGUUUGCUAUUGCAUGGCGAUAUGGAUCAAGCCGACCGAAACAAGGUUAUAACCGAGUUUAAAAGGAAGGAAUGUGAUAUACUAGUGGCUACGGAUGUGGCAGCUAGAGGCUUAGAUAUACCGCAUAUUAAAAAUGUAAUUAAUUAUGAUAUUGCACGUGAUAUCGAUACACAUACACAUCGUAUUGGUCGUACCGGUCGAGCUGGUGAAAAAGGAACUGCCUACACUUUAGUUACCGACAAGGAUAAAGAGUUUGCUGGGCAUUUGGUUCGUAAUUUGGAAGGUGCUGAUCAAAAAGUGCCGGAUGAUCUAAUGGAAUUGGCUAUGAAAAGCUCAUGGUUUCGUAGUUCUCGUUUUAAGCAGGGCAAGGGUAAGAAACCGUCAAUCGGUGGCACUGGUUUAGGUUAUCGUGCCAAAUCGUUUACAUCUGAUGCGAAUUCCAGCAGCCCUAGCCUUAACAGUUAUUCAUCAACCAGCAAGUCAUUGUCAUCAGCCGGACCGGCCACGGAUCGUUAUGCUGCUAUGCGCGAAGCAUUUCGUUCGCAAUAUAUGUCACAAUUUAGACCCUCUACUGAUCGCACCUGGGAGGAAACUCUACCUGAGACAGGAGUAUUCACGGCGCCCGUGCCACCGCCACCACCGCCGCCUCCUCCAGCAUUACAAUCUAAUAAUAGCACUAGCAGUGGUGACAGUAAUACCUCGAGUACCGAUGGAAAUUCGGGAAAGCGCAAAGCUAAGAAAAGUCGCUGGGAUUAAAUGAGUGACAUUUGAAAAAAAUGUAUACAUUUUCUAGAUUGUUUUCGAAGUGAAUUUUUUGUACUCGUAAUAAAACUUCAAAUUUUAAUUUAAGUUUAUGUAUUAAUCAGUAAUUGAUUACUUUCUGUUUGCAAAUCGGUGUAUGUGUAUGUAUUUAAUACAUAAAAGAAAAACAGAAGAUGUUGUUAAAAAAUUUUGUUCAAAAAUUUU
This is a messenger RNA of Glossina fuscipes, 2704 nucleotides long. RefSeq names its product ATP-dependent RNA helicase DDX42. The record is from RefSeq and is a predicted model, not a curated record. The coding region runs from base 107 to 2494 and encodes 795 amino acids. The transcript has 2 exons. Gene Ontology annotation, molecular function: RNA helicase activity; ATP binding; nucleic acid binding. NCBI's taxonomy places the organism in Eukaryota, Metazoa, Arthropoda, Insecta, Diptera, Glossinidae.